This is a messenger RNA of Vigna angularis (adzuki bean), 1893 nucleotides long. RefSeq names its product monodehydroascorbate reductase, chloroplastic/mitochondrial. Lineage: Eukaryota; Viridiplantae; Streptophyta; Magnoliopsida; Fabales; Fabaceae. Bases 198 to 1676 code for a protein of 492 amino acids. Gene Ontology annotation, cellular component: cytoplasm. The record is from RefSeq and is a predicted model, not a curated record. The transcript is spliced from 17 exons. Gene Ontology annotation, molecular function: oxidoreductase activity, acting on NAD(P)H; flavin adenine dinucleotide binding.
ACCAGCAGAAUGAACAUGGCGAUAACCUCCAAUGGAGAAAACAAACAAACUUGACCAUCUCCCAUCGCACACACUUAUAAAUUUGAACAGACAUCAUGCCCCUUCGACCUCUACUAGAGCCACCUUAAGUAACACUAACUUACAUUUCAAUAAUUAAUUUAUCAUUAUUAUAAUAAGCUUCACCUAUAAACGCAUCGAUGCCUUCCCCUUCAGCUCGCAGACUCACAAUGGCCGCGAUAUCAAACUCACUAUCACUCAAGCACGGUUUCUCUCUGGCGCGUCCGCAACGUCCUUUUCUCACUCGAGCUCCUCCUUCUUCCACUUCAAUCAAAUUCAGAAGAUGCUACGCCGCGUUCGCCAAUGAGAAUCGCGAGUACGUGAUCGUUGGCGGUGGAAAUUCCGCGGGAUAUGCUGCACGCACUUUCGUCGAGCACGGCAUGGCGGAUGGACGCCUCUGUAUUGUGACCAAAGAGCCAUAUGCACCUUACGAGCGUCCCGCUCUGACGAAAGCGUAUUUGUUCCCGCCGGAUAAGAAACCAGCGCGUCUUCCUGGUUUUCAUACGUGUGUUGGAUCCGGUGGAGAGAGGCAGACUCCAGAGUGGUAUAAAGAGAACGGGAUAGAGAUGUUGUAUGAAGAUCCAGUAAAGGAUAUUCAUAUUGAAAAUCAAACUUUGACAACAAAUUCUGGAAAACUUCUGAAGUAUGGUUCGCUUAUUAUUGCAACAGGAUGUACAGCAUCAAGGUUUCCAGAGAAAAAUGGGGGAAACCUACCUGGUGUUCACUAUAUCCGGAAUGUUGCAGAUGCUGAUGCACUGAUUUUAUCAUUGGAAAAAUCAAAAAAGGUUGUAGUUGUUGGAGGUGGUUAUAUAGGAAUGGAGGUUGCUGCUGCUGCUGUUGGUUGGAAUCUGGAUACCACGAUCAUAUUUCCGGAAGAUCAACUUUUGCAAAGACUGUUUACUCCUUCUCUUUCCCGGAGAUAUGAAGAACUCUACCAAAAAAAUGGAGUCAAAGUCUUAAAGGGUGCCUCCAUAAAAAAAUUGGAAGCUGGUUCUAAUGGACAUGUAGCUGGUGUGAAACUCGGAGAUGGAUCUAUGGUGGAAGCAGAUACAGUUAUCAUAGGCAUCGGAGCUAAACCUGCUGUGAGCCCCUUUGAGAGGGUGGGCCUAAAUACAGAUGUUGCUGGUAUACAGGUUGAUGGUUUGUUCCGGACAAGCAUUCCUGGAAUCUUUGCUGUUGGUGAUGUAGCAGCUUUCCCUUUAAAGAUUUAUGACCGUAUCUCUCGAGUGGAACAUGUAGAUCAUGCCCGUCGCUCUGCACAGCACUGUGUGAAAGCAUUACUCAGCGCACAAACUCAAACGUAUGACUAUCUUCCAUACUUCUACUCGAGGAUUUUUGAAUAUGAAGGAAGCCCUAGAAAAGUAUGGUGGCAGUUCUUUGGAGACAAUGUCGGAGAAACAGUUGAAGUUGGAAAUUUUGAUCCUAAAAUAGCUACCUUCUGGAUUGGAUCUGGUAAGCUGAAAGGAGUUCUUCUUGAAAGUGGGAGCCCCGAGGAAUUUCAACUCCUGCCUAAACUCGCCAGAAAUCAACCUCUGAUUGACAUAGCUAAACUUCAAAACGCAACUACAGUGGAGGAGGCUCUAGAGAUUGCUCGGGCAUCCUUGCAAGCCGCUGCCUAAUAAUCUGGGCAAUAGCAUCCAGUCAUUUUUAUUCAUUUUCGGCCAGAUUAUCAGGAUCUGUCGUCAUCUGAGUAGGGAUUGCCCAUUUGGGAGAGAAUAAUUUUUAUUAUAUUCAGUCACAUGGCUUUAUUAAUGGGUUUGAACUGGAAUGACUGUCUUGGAUCUGAUUUAACGUCAUUUGGCAUCCAUGAAUAAUUUAAGAUAGUCUUUGCCUUCA